This is a messenger RNA of Suillus bovinus, 753 nucleotides long. RefSeq lists its product as uncharacterized. The record is from RefSeq and is a predicted model, not a curated record. Bases 1 to 753 code for a protein of 250 amino acids. NCBI's taxonomy places the organism in Eukaryota, Fungi, Basidiomycota, Agaricomycetes, Boletales, Suillaceae. The transcript is spliced from 2 exons.
AUGCCAUCUCCGAUUAUAUUCUACGACCUCCCCUCGACCUUGUCGGUGAAUGCAUGGUCUCCAAACACCUGGAAGACCCGAUUGGCCCUGAACAUCAAGGGUGUUGCGUACAAGACCGAGUGGGUCGAGUACCCUGACAUUGAAGCUCUUGCCAAAAAAAUCGGGGCGCCAGCAACAGGCACCAAGGCUGAUGGCAGCCCAUCAUACACCCUCCCCAUCAUUAAUGACCCCAACACUGGGAAGGUCGUUUCUGACUCCUUCCUCAUCGCCGAAUACCUUGAUGCGACUUACCCGAGUGGAACAACCUUGUUUCCUCCCGGCACAAAACCGUUGAUGGCAGCUUUGGAGGCUGGUGUUAUAGGAAGCAUUGGAAGCGUUUUGCCUUACCAGCUCGCCACCAGCUGCUACAUCCUGAAUCCCUCCAGUGAGAAGUACUUCAGAGCAACCAGAGAAGCCACCUACGGGAAGAAGAUUGAGGAGUUCUCUCCUGCUGGCGCUCAGCGUGACGCUGACUGGGCCAAGGCUAAGGAAGGCCUUGUUGCUGUAGACGGCUGGCUGUCAUACAAUGGGAAAGGGAAGUUCGUCAUGGGCAACACUGUGACGUAUGCAGAUGGUAUCCUCGGAGCGUGGCUCAUGUGGAUCAGAGUUACCAAUGGUGAAAAUAGCGCUAUAUGGAAAGAGGUCGCUAGCUGGCAUGGAGGGAGGUGGGGCACCUACAUUACCAACUUGUUGCCUUUCGCGACAGUCGUGUAA